AUGGCGCGUUUGGGCUCCGAGGAUCUAGACCUUGUGGAGCUCACAGCUGUGGCGCCAGUCGACGGCCGCUACAGGAAGAAUACCAAAGGUUUGGCCGAGUACGUCUCCGAGUUUGGGCUGAUCAGAUAUCGCGUGCACGUGGAGAUCGAGUACUUCCUGGCGCUCAUGAAGCAGCUUCCUGUUGGCAAGGACCUCCCUGCAGGCACCGACGAGAAGCUACGAGCUAUCCCGGCAAAGCUUACUGUCGAGGAUGCCAAGGAGAUCAAAGACACGGAGAAGGUCACCAACCACGAUGUGAAGGCCGUCGAGUACUUCAUCAAGAAGCGCUUCGACGAGCUGGGCUUGGAAAAGUACAAGGAAUGGGUGCACUUUGCGCUGACUAGCCAGGAUAUCAACAACACGGCCACGCCGAUGUUGCUCAGGGAUGCCAUUCACAGAAGUUACAUCCCAUCCAUGGAGGCCCUGGUGGAGACCAUUCGAGGCAAGCUGCCUGAGUGGGAUAUGCCGAUGCUGGCCAAAACCCACGGACAGCCGGCUUCGCCCACAAACUUGGCCAAGGAGUUCAAGGUCUUCAUUGAGAGGAUCGAAGCGCAACUCGAUCUGUUGAAGCAGGUGCCGCACAGUUGCAAGUUUGGUGGAGCCACUGGCAACAUGAAUGCCCACCUGGUGACCUUCCCUGACAUUGAUUGGCGAACCUUUGCCAACGACUUCUGCAGCAAGAGCCUUGGCCUGUCCAGGCAGCAGUACACAACGCAGAUCGAGCACUACGACAACAUGGGUGCAAUCUUCGACGCCAUCAAGAGACUAAACACCAUCCUCACCGACAUGUGCCGGGACGUGUGGAUGUACGUCUCUAUGGAGUACUUUAAGCAGAAGAUUGUCGCUGGGGAAGUCGGCUCCAGUGCGAUGCCGCACAAGGUCAACCCCAUUGACUUCGAGAACGCAGAGGGCAACCUUGGCUUUGCAAACGCCAUGUUCGAGCAUCUCUCGCAGAAGCUCCCCAUCUCCAGACUUCAGCGCGAUCUUACGGAAGCUUGA
Messenger RNA from Symbiodinium pilosum, 1038 nucleotides. The record is from the annotation of a GenBank genome assembly. Lineage: Eukaryota; Dinophyceae; Suessiales; Symbiodiniaceae.